Molecule: messenger RNA, 1297 nt
Organism: Telopea speciosissima
Lineage: Eukaryota; Viridiplantae; Streptophyta; Magnoliopsida; Proteales; Proteaceae
Product: probable N-acetyltransferase HLS1
Exons: 2
Coding region: 28-1254 (408 amino acids)
Molecular function (GO): acyltransferase activity, transferring groups other than amino-acyl groups
Source: RefSeq, a predicted model, not a curated record
GCUAGAGAGAGAGAGAGAGAGAGAGAGAUGGAGGUAGUGGUAGUGGUGAGAGAGUUCGACCCAGUGAAGGACGGUAUUGAAGUUGAAGAGGUUGAAAGGAAGUGCGAAGUAGGCCCAAGUGGGAAGAUUUCUAUUUACACCGACUCGCUAGGUGACCCCAUUUGCAGGGUUCGCCAUUCUCCUGCUUUUCUCAUGUUGGUGGCUGAAAUGGUGGGUAAAAAAGCGGAGGAGAAAGAGAUCGUAGGGAUGAUAAGGGGUUGCGUCAAGACCGUUACAUGCGGUAAAAAAUACUCCAGAAAUGGAAUGAACAGCUCCAACGACUCCUUCAAAACCGUUCCCGUCUACACUAAGCUCGCCUACAUCUUAGGACUUCGUGUUUCACCUUCUCACAGGAGAAUGGGAAUAGGGAAGAAGCUUGUGAGUCGAAUGGAAGAGUGGUUCAGAGAGAAAGGUGCAGAGUACUCGUACAUGGCAACUGAUAAGGACAACCAAGCGUCACUAAAUCUCUUCACCGACCGAUGCGGUUACGCCAAGUUCCGAACCCCAAGCAUCCUUGUCCAACCCGUUUUCGCUCACCGACUUACUAUCCCCAAACGAGUCCGUAUCUUCCAUAUCUCCCCCUCCGAUGCCGAGUCACUUUACCGAUGCCGGUUUUCCACCACCGAGUUCUUCCCUAGAGACAUCGAUUCUAUACUUCACAACCAUCUCAAUCUCGGCACCUUCGUUGCCGUCCCUUCCGGUUAUUCCAGCUCGUCAUGGCCCGGGUCUGAACUUUUCCUUUCCGACCCGCCUGAGUCUUGGGCGGUGCUUAGCAUCUGGAAUAGCAAAGAAGUGUUCACCAUGGAGGUUCGGGGUGCUUCCCGUGUACUACGCGGCCUUGCUAAGACAACCCGGAUGGUUGAUCGGGCUCUCCCUUGGCUCCGGAUACCAUCGGUACCGGAACUGUUCGGACCAUUCGGGUUUCAUUUCUUGUACGGGUUGGGAGGAGAAGGUUUAGAUGCGGUGAGGCUGAUGAAGGCUUUGUGUGGAUUCGCGCAUAACGUGGCUAAGGAGAGAGGGUGUGGACUUGUGGUGGCAGAGGUAUCGAGUAGGGAGCCAAUGAAGGCAGGAAUCCCACACUGGAAACGACUCUCGUGUGAUGAGGAUCUUUGGUGUAUGAAGCGACUCGGUGAAGAUUACAGUGAUGGUUCAGUUGGGGACUGGACCAAGUCCCCUCCUGGUCUGUCCAUCUUUGUGGACCCCAGAGAAGUCUAAAAAAUCUUGGCCGGUCUAACUUAAUUACCAUAAGCAACAGAAC